AUGGCGACGAAGACGAAACACAAUCCGCUCAACGCUCCUCAUACCGCGGGCAUCUAUGCCGACCUGUCCAUCGACGGCCCUGACAUUGGCACACUAGUUGCGAUUGUCGACCGCGCAAAGAACCUGCCCAACCGGAAAACCAUCGGCAAGCAAGAUCCCUAUUGUGCAGCGCGCUUGGGCAAGGAGGCCAAGAAAACAGCAACGGACAUACGAGGCGGACAGACCCCCAAAUGGGACCAAGAGCUACGCUUUAAAGUCCACGAGGGCCCAGACUAUCUGCAGCUUAAAAUCUCCGUCUUUACAGACGACAAGCGAACAGACUUGAUUGGCGAAGCAUGGAUCGACCUCAAGGACAUCAUUGUGCCUGGCGGCGGCCAGGGCGAUAUCUGGCAAACAUUGACUUGCAGGCAGAAGUAUGCCGGAGAGAUCAGACUGGAGAUCACGUACUACGACACCAGGCCGAAACCAGAGAAACUCGUAGCCAAACCACGCGCGCAGCAAGCGUCGGCAGAGGGAGAGAAUGGGUCUGCGAGGCAGAGGGGCCCCGUGAAGCGACGUCCGUUGCCCUCAGACCCCGUAACUGGCGAGGCGCCGCCGCAACCAGCAGCCAGUGCACCGCUUCCUGCGCCAGUUGCACCACCUCCUGCGCCAGUUGCACCACCUCCUGCGCCAGUUGCACCACCUGUGCAAGCACCGGCAUCCGCGCCACCACCACAAGUGCCUGCUCCAAUGGCACCACCGACCCAAGAACAGUACCAUACGCCUCCUCGCACGCACGCGAAACAUGUAUCGCACUCGGGGUACGUGGCCAAUAACUCCCCACUGCAGAGCGUCGAGUAUCAGACGCCACCGCCGGCACCUCGGUAUCAGCACCCUGAUCAGUACGCGCACCAUCACUCAAGCUCUCGAGUCGAGCCCCUGCGUCAACCACAGCGCCAAUACGACGAGAGGGACCACAGCCCUCGGGGACAACCUCUACCGGAGCACUACGACUUUUUGCCAUCUGCUCGAGAUGACCAUCGGCACCAGUCAGCCCCCGCGGAAUACGAUCGCCCUCCACCGCCGCCGGCGCAUCGCUCAGCCUUCCCUGGCGGACAUGAGAUGGUGCACAGCCGCAGCUUUGAAGCGCCUGGACAGAGAGGAUCUCUUAUGGAGAUGAGACACGAUGUCCUGAGGAACGAGGCCCAUCGCCAUUCCAUUGCCGCUCAGCCUGUCUCUCGCCCGGUCUUCAGACCAUAUGAUUCGGCACCUGCCACCAACGCUAUUCAGCUGCCUGCUGCACCGGCUUAUGAAGAAGUGCAGGCAAGGCAUCAGUCUUACGAUGCGAGCUACGACACGCGUCCGCGCUCGAUGCAAGCAAGUGUGGAAGAUGUGCCCGAAUCUCCCAAUUACGGUCAAGGAUACCGCCGUAGCAGCCGGGCGAGACCCGAGGACUCCAAUUACGACCCUGCAUCAAGCCCUGCGCCCCUGAACUUGAGUCGCUCACCCGGGCCCUCGCCUAUGCAUCAGUCCCCCGGCCGUCCAGACUACGACGAUCCACGCCUCGCGUUGGAACUGGCGGAUCGUAUUCAAGAGGACCGCCGCCAAGAUCGACGAUAUACCACUCAAGUGUCGGGAAUACCACCCCGAGGCCGCUAUGGGUCAGAGCCGCCACCGCCUACCCAAGCAUACGGCAAUGACGUGAUGGUCCCUCACGGCUACAGCCAUCCUUCACAACCAUCUCCCGAUCGAAGACACGGGUCGGAUGUUACCUACAGUAAUGUGCAAGAGCAGCGCAUGGUGCACAGGCCCUCGCCUAGUCCGCCUGGGACAUCGCACCAUGUUAUCAAGCGCAAGUCAGUGAGCCCUGCUCCUCCACCAUCCGACGCAAGGAGGAAGUCGGACGUUCCGUUUGGGCCAGACUCGUUCGACGCGUUCAACACGACGAUUGACAACUCGCGCGAGGAGGCGGCAGGCCCAGAUCCCAAUGCGAAGAUCGUGAUGCACGAUGGCAGGGAGGUCGACCCAUCGGACCACCUUCCGGUAGAGUCAUGGGCGCCCGAGCCCGAGCAGAAGCCGCAGCAAGCCUCACCUGAGCCUCGCUCCCGGCCUGCGCCGAACGGUGCGCAACCCAUGCCCACCAGCGGCAGGCGUCAGCUCCGGAUCGCCGCGCGUCCGGCCCCGCAACCGGCAGCGGCGCCUCCUCACCCGUCCUACGGACCACAGGAGCCCCACACGCCUCCGACGACGACAGGUCGGAACCGCCUGCACAAGAAGACGAGGUCUUCUACAGCCCAUUCUCCCGCCGCCAUGGGCUCAAGCCCCUUGGCUCUGAUGGAGAAUCACCAGGACAGGCACAGCCCCUACACGCCCACCCGAGGCUCUCAACGACCGCCUCAUCACUACGACUAUCCCAAUGAGAACCAGUACAGUGCGGGGCCGCCCAUCCCAGCAAAGGUGCCUAUGCAUCAGUCGGGGGGCGCCAUGAUGAGCGGUGCCAAUGGCGCAGACAUGGCGCUGAUGCAUGAGAUGCAGAACAUUGACCUUGGGACGGGCCGUUCACGUCGACGGGGAGGAUAUUGA
Emericellopsis cladophorae is the source of this 2562-nucleotide messenger RNA. RefSeq lists its product as uncharacterized. Bases 1 to 2562 code for a protein of 853 amino acids. The transcript is spliced from 3 exons. NCBI's taxonomy places the organism in Eukaryota, Fungi, Ascomycota, Sordariomycetes, Hypocreales, Bionectriaceae. The record is from RefSeq and is a predicted model, not a curated record.